Messenger RNA from Erigeron canadensis, 2863 nucleotides. Its product is annotated as COP1-interactive protein 1. NCBI's taxonomy places the organism in Eukaryota, Viridiplantae, Streptophyta, Magnoliopsida, Asterales, Asteraceae. The transcript is spliced from 9 exons. The record is from RefSeq and is a predicted model, not a curated record. The coding region runs from base 305 to 2734 and encodes 809 amino acids.
ACCCAAAAAUGGUUUCAUUAAAAAGCAUAGUUUUCAAGAAAAAAGUUUGAUCAAAAAGUUAAUUUUUUGAGCAAGAUUGCAUUGAAUUUUGUAGAAUGUGAACGUUACUCUGACAUGCAAAGGAUAAAUACAAUAUUCUACUAUGGCUACCUACCUUCUGGUCUAAUUAAACUAUGUACCAAGGAAACAAGAGGACAACACAUAUGAAGAAUAAUAAUCUGUUAUGUGGAUCAUAAUGCAAACAUAAGAGACAGGUCAACAGAAUAGAAGCAGAAAAACAUUGUCAUUUUUCACCUGAAAAAAAAUGUUUAAGUCAGGACGAUGGAAAGGCCAAAACAAGAUCAAAGUAAUGUUUCAAAUGCAGUUUCAAGCAACACAGGUGCCAAAGAUGAAGGGAAAAGGAUUGAUGGUAUCUUUGAUUCCAGGAGAUAUAGGGAAACCGGUUGCGAAACUAGAUAGAGUACCAAUUGUUGAUGGAACUUGUACAUGGGAAGAUCCUAUUUAUGAGAUGGUUAAAUUGGUUAAGAAUCAAAAAACAGAUACAUAUAAAGAGAAAAUUUACUAUUUCAAUGUGCAGACGGGAUCAUCGAAAUCCGGCUAUGUAGGAGAGGUGGGGGUUGAUUUUGCUAAUUUUGCAGAGUCAACUGAGCCUUUUCAGCUUUCUCUGCCCCUCACAACUUCAAAUUCUGGUGCAAUUCUACAUGUAUUCAUUCAAAAGAUGCAACGCACGGAUGAAAAUAGAGAGUUUGAAGAGAAUGAGUCACUACAGUCUGAAUCAGUUAAAUCAAAGAAUCAAAAAAGUGAUUCUAGCGAAAACGGGAACAUGCUUGAUUUUGCAGAAGAUGAAUACUUGAGCAAAAAUGAUUCUCGGGCCAACAGAGAUUCGAAACUGGAGAAUAAACCUAACUUCCAGGAGAAUUCAGCUGUCAGAAAGAACUCAAAACCUCCGAAUAAGAAAGGUGAACAGCAAAGAUCAAGCCCCGAUGAUUGGUCAUUAGGUUCUCUUUCAGAUAGAAGUAUGGCUGAUCUAAUAAACAGCCCGGAACAAAAUUACCAGAAUCAGACACACAAUGGGUACAAUGAAGUAUCAAAAACUUUGGUGGAAGUGUUAAGAAGUGACAUAUCCAGGUUAGAAAGGCAAGCAGAAUUAUCGGAGCUGGAAAUAGGGUCUCUUCGUAAACAAAUACAGAAAGAGAACAAAAGAGGACAAGAUCUGUCACGGAAAGUUGAUGAACUCAGAGAGGAGAAAGAAGCUCUGGAAAAAGAAUGUGAUCUACUCAAAUCGUCCCAAAAACGUAAUUAUAAUGCAGUUUCUCAUCCAUUAGAAUCACCAGAAAAAUUAAAGGCCCUUUUAGAUGAAAUGAGGGAAGAGCUAAAGCAUGAAAAAAGCUUGAACAAAUCGCUCACGUCAAAUCUACGGAAAACAGAAGAGUCAAACUCUGAAUUGCUUGAAGAAGUGAAAGAUCUUGACACAAUAAUGGAGGAGAAAGAUACUAAGAUAUCUUAUCUUUCUCAAAAACUGAAAGAAAGCCAAACGACAAAGGAAACUAUGGAAGGCCUGUAUGCUGAAAUAGAGCUCGAACGGAAAGAGAAGGAAGAGUUGAAGAUUCAUAUUGAGGAUAUUACACAAGAUUAUAAGUUUUUACUGCAAGAGAACGAAGAUAUGUCUUCCAAAUUAGAGAACACUCAGUUAGAACAGAUGACAAUGCAAAAUGAAUACUCGAAUUCUUUAACAACAAUUAAACAGUAUGAACUUCAGGUAAAGCGACUAGAGGAAAAGAUAGUAAACCAAGCAUUGGAACUCUCUCGAUCAUUGGAUACAACCGCUGAGUUUGAAACACAUAUUAAGGAUUUGGAGAAAGAAUUAGAGAAGCAAGGUCAGGAUUUUGAAGAUGAUGUAGCCGACUUGAUGAAAGUCAAAAUAGAACAGGAGGAAAGAGUUGUACAAGCAGAAGAAGCUUUCAGAAAGUCAAAGUUGGCCAAUGCUGCUACUGUUGAAAAUCUUCAAAAAGCACUUGAGAAGUCAAAUCAAGAACUCUUAAUGACAAAGGAUGCACACGAGCAAGAAGUGCAGAAGUUAUGUGACCAAAUUGAUCGACAAGCAGAAAAACUUAAGCAAAUGUCACUGGAGCUUGAAACUUCUAAAAGCCAUGGAGAAAAUAACUGUGAUUCGGAAGAAUGGAUUAGAGAGAGAACAAUAUUGGUGACCGAGUUAAAUUCACUAAAGAAGGAAGCAGAAAAGCAACACAAGGAAUCAAGAAGUUCGACAAGUUUAAUGAGUGAAAAGAAUGUUAUGAUUAGAACUUUGCAGUCAGAACUGAAAAUGUUAAGAGGUGAUUACAAUGAAUUGCAACAAAGGUUAUCGGCAACUGAUUCAGAGAAAGCCAAAUUACAGAAAGAGGUUUCCAGAUUAGAGACCACAUCCGUGGAUCAGCAAAAACAACUGAGCUUGUUCAAGAAAAGUAAAAUGACGUGUGAUGAAAGCAAACUUAUUCCGGAAUCAGCAAAAAGAUUUGAAGGAAUAUCCUCAGAGAAACACAAUGAUGAGCAGAAACUCAAGAAACUAUUAAGUGAAAUAUCAUCAUUGGAUGAAAAGAACAAACAUAUGGAAAGUGAACUGAAAGAGAUGCAAGACAAAUAUUCGGAAGUAAGUCUUAGAUUUGCUGAGGUGGAAGGUGAAAGACAAGAACUAGUAAUGGCCUUACGUAAUCUGCGGAAUGGGAAAAAGAAAUAGCACCAUUGUAGAUGCUAGAUACAUAAAUUGUAGCAUACAUUGGGCUAUUCCAGUUAUGGACAGAACAAUGACAUAGAUUUUGUGUUUGGAUAUUAUAUCACACAGCAUGCAACAAAAACAAAUUUCAUA